AAGAUCCGCGAGACCAAGGCAUGUGCACCCUCGACAUCACGUUCGAGCAGAACGUCCAGCCAUCUGGCACGAAAUCCCUCGUGCCCCACCAGAAGCAGUCACAGACCCACACGGCGAACGCCGUCUGCUUUACGCUAGUGAGCGCGGACACCUGGCACAGGAGGCUUGGACAUCUCAAUGCUCGGAGCCUGGACAUCCUUCGGAAGGACACGGGUACCGGGGUGGACUAUCGCGACAGUCUCUCCCCUUGCGGGGUCUGCCAGAUCGCGAAACACAAGCAGUCCCCCCACCCGAAGCAAUCGACUCGCGAACUAUCACGGCCUGGACAGCUUGUGGUCAUCGACAACAUGGGGCCUGUUAAUCCACCUGCGAAAUAUAAAGGAGGCUCCUUCCCGUACGCGUGCAAGAUCACCGACGACUACACGAAGAUGAAAGAAGUUUACCUGCUUCGCAAGAAAUCUGACACGACCGAGGCGGUGCACACGUACAACAUGUGCGUCGCAGCGGCAGGAGGCUACCGGAUCGAGACCAUCCGCUGCGACAAGGGAGGCGAGAACACCGGAUCCGAAUUUCGGGACUACUGCAAGAAUUCAGCUAUCAAGCUCGAAUACGCCGCCACCAACACCCCUCAACAAAUUGGUGUAUCGGAACGGGACGGACAAACCCUGGCCGGAGUCACCCGGUGUCUUCUGAAGGAUGGAGAUUUUCCGCCGUCCAUGUGGGGGGAGUUAAUGCUGACUGCAGCAUACCUGUUGAACAGGUCCCCACACUCAGCACUGGGAGGAGCUACGCCAUACUCGAAGUUGCACAAUAAGUCACCUGAUCUCUCGGGACUUCGGGUCAUUGGAGCGCGCGCCUUCGUACACCACGAGAGAUACCGAAAGAAGCUGGACGACAGAGCUUUCGAAGGCAAGCUAUGUGGUUUCGGCCUCGACAGCCAGACCUACCGGGUAUUGAAUCCAUCCAACGGGGCCGUGGUCGAGAGCCGGAAUGUGACUUUCAUCGAAUCUCCACCCCGCUCAGUGCCCUUCCAGUAUUCCACUGAAGCAAACGGGUACGAGAGCGACGUGCUGAGCUUCACCUCCCUGCUGGACAGCCCCCACUCGACGAGCGACCUGGACUUCGCGGCGCAGAACGAACUCCUUCGGCAAGAAGUCCGGAAGAUGCAGCAAGACAAUCUCGCUCGGGAGAAGCUUCGCCUAGAACUGGACGGGCACGAGGACGAACAUGGAAACGGGCAAGAUCUCGGCGACGGGGACGCUCCAUCACCACAUCUCCCAUCGACGCCAGCUGGAUCGUCAUCCGAGACCCACGCAUCUAGCCCCAGUCCAUCAUCGUCGAACCCGACUGAACCGGACACUUCUGCAUCAACUGGAUCCUCCGGCAUGCGGCGCCUGCAAGUCACCAGAGCCAGCACGCGCGGGAAGCCCACCAGCGACGAUCAUAUCGACGUCAACUUGGUUCCUGCCAAUCUGGAAGUCACCAUGAACGACCGCGGUCGAGCCCAUGCUACAACGGGCCGCGUGGAGCCAUCCGGUCUUUCCUUCACUCAGCUGGCUGAGAUAGCCGAUCAAGCCCAGCUCCCAUGCCCUGGCGAUACUGAGGAUUUCGCCCACGUUGCGGAAGACCCCUCCACGGUGCCGCGUGCUCACGCCUACGUCACGACCACUCACGAACACCACGGGAUCUUGGAGGAGACGAAUCAAGCGAUCAAAAUCCCCAACACCUACGACGAAGCCAUGAGCUCUCCCCAGCGCGAAGAAUGGAAAGGAGCGUGCAGCAAGGAAAUGGACAAUCUGCGGAAACACAACGUCUACAAUCUGGUGCCCCUCAGCAGCGUUCCCAAGGGAGAGAAGAUCCUCGGAACGAAAUUCGUCUUCAAGAAAAAGCUGGACGGACGCUUCAAAGCUCGCCUGGUAGUCGGAGGACAUCGUCAAGAGCCAGGACAGGACUACGGACGCAGCUACGCACCAGUAUGCCGUAUCGGGAGCAUUCGCAUGACGUGCGCCAUUGGCUGCCACAACAACUGGCCCAUCUACCAACUGGACGUUGUCGGUGCCUUCCUGAACGCCCUCUGCGACAGAGAUGUGUACGUCAGACCCGCCCCCGGUACAUCCGCCAAGAACUCCGCGACGGGAGAACCCAUGAUGUACAAACUAGAACGGAGCCUCGACGACCUAUCGCAGCCGCCGGCGCUCUGGAACGACACCCUGGACGUUCUUUUUCAUACGGGAGCUAGUACUGUGGGGACAAAUCACUCUUCACCACCGGCUCAGCAAGCUCCAGUUGGCCGAUAUCGCGACCAAGUACCUCCCAUAGCACUGAUUCGCCUCCAUCAUUCAGCAGAUCAAGGACUUCUCGUGUUGAUCGAAGAUCUGUGAAGCUUCCUUCCAUACCCGCCAUACCAGAAGGAAUAUAUUUUCGAUACGAUGCCAACGGAGGGGGCGAGAUGGACAAGGAUAUGGUGAUGAUGUCGACCAUUGUGAAUUAGUUGCUUGAUC
Ectocarpus sp. CCAP 1310/34 is the source of this 2501-nucleotide messenger RNA. Lineage: Eukaryota; Phaeophyceae; Ectocarpales; Ectocarpaceae. The record is from the annotation of a GenBank genome assembly.